Molecule: messenger RNA, 2781 nt
Organism: Miscanthus lutarioriparius
Lineage: Eukaryota; Viridiplantae; Streptophyta; Magnoliopsida; Poales; Poaceae
Source: the annotation of a GenBank genome assembly
AUGGCGACCGCCUCGCCCUACCCGACGACGCCGUGGCUGCGGCCACCGCCUCUCACGGGACUCUUGGGUCUCCUCCUCCUCCUCCUCCUCCUCCUCCUCGUCUCCCUCUCCCCGUCGAUUGCACUAGCGGGCGCGGGCGCGGAGGCGGCGGGGGUUCUGAGGCAAGUGGUUGGUGGGGACGACGACGGCGGGACCUUCUUCGAGCCGUUCAACGUGACCUACGACCACCGCGCGCUCAUCCUUGGCGGGAAGCGCAGGAUGCUCGUCUCUGCGGGGCUGCACUACCCGCGCGCCACGCCCGAGAUGUGGCCGAGUUUGAUUGCAAAGGCCAAGGAGGGCGGCGUGGAUGUAAUUGAGACAUAUAUCUUUUGGAAUGGGCACGAGCCGGCCAAAGGCCAGUAUUACUUUGAAGGAAGAUUUGAUAUUGUCAGGUUUGCUAAGCUGGUUGCUGCUGAAGGUCUAUUUCUUUUUCUGCGUAUUGGCCCAUACGCUUGCGCUGAAUGGAAUUUCGGUGGUUUCCCAGUUUGGCUGCGUGACAUCCCUGGGAUAGAAUUCCGCACUGACAAUGAACCCUACAAGGCUGAAAUGCAGAAUUUUGUGACAAAAAUCGUAGAUAUCAUGAAAGAGGAGAAACUUUAUUCUUGGCAAGGUGGUCCCAUUAUACUACAGCAGAUUGAAAAUGAAUACGGUAACAUUCAAGGCAAGUAUGGUCAAGCAGGGAAGAGAUACAUGCAAUGGGCAGCUCAGAUGGCACUUGCACUUGAUACUGGUGUUCCUUGGGUAAUGUGUAGGCAAACAGAUGCUCCAGAACAAAUUCUCGAUACGUGCAAUGCCUUUUACUGCGAUGGGUUCAAACCAAAUUCCUACAACAAGCCAACAAUAUGGACUGAGGAUUGGGAUGGAUGGUAUGCCGACUGGGGUGAAGCAUUGCCACAUAGGCCUGCUCAAGACAGUGCUUUUGCUGUUGCUCGUUUUUAUCAACGUGGUGGAAGCUUGCAAAAUUAUUACAUGUAUUUUGGUGGAACAAAUUUUGAGCGGACAGCUGGUGGUCCACUUCAGAUAACUAGCUAUGAUUAUGAUGCACCAAUUGAUGAAUAUGGUAUCUUAAGGCAACCUAAGUGGGGGCAUUUGAAAGACCUACAUGCAGCUAUUAAACUUUGUGAACCAGCUCUUACUGCAGUAGAUGGCUCACCUCGUUAUGUAAAAUUAGGGCCCAUGCAAGAGGCACAUGUAUAUUCCAGUGAAAAUGUCCACACAAAUGGAAGCAUUUCAGGAAGUGCACAGUUUUGCUCAGCUUUUCUUGCCAACAUUGAUGAACAUAAAUAUGCUUCAGUUUGGAUUUUUGGAAAAUCUUAUAGUCUACCACCAUGGUCUGUGAGCAUACUACCAGACUGUGAAACUGUGGCUUUUAAUACAGCCAGGGUUGGUACACAAACGUCAUUUUUUAAUGUCGAAUCUGGGUCCCCCAGUUAUUCAAGUAGACAUAAGCCUAGAAUUCUAUCCCGUGGUGGCCCCUAUCUCUCAACUACUUGGUGGGCUUCUAAAGAACCUGUUGGCAUAUGGGGUGAAGGCAUCUUUACUGCUCAGGGGAUAUUAGAGCACUUAAAUGUGACAAAAGACAUCUCUGACUACCUUUCAUAUACUACCAGAGUGAACAUUUCUGAUGAGGAUAUUUUAUAUUGGAAUUCAGAAGGUUUACUUCCAUCACUAACCAUAGAUCAAAUUCGCGAUGUUGCGCGCAUAUUUGUAAAUGGGAAGCUUGCAGGUAGUCAAGUUGGUCACUGGGUCUCACUGAAUCAACCACUUCAAUUGGUUCAAGGACUUAAUGAGUUGACAUUGUUAUCAGAGAUUGUUGGCUUGCAGAACUAUGGUGCUUUCUUGGAGAAGGAUGGUGCUGGAUUUAGAGGUCAAGUAAAACUUACUGGCUUGUCAAAUGGGGAUAUUGACCUUACUAAUUCUCUUUGGACAUAUCAGAUUGGUUUGAAAGGUGAGUUUUCAAGGAUCUAUUCUCCUGAGAAUCAAGAAUCUGCUAAGUGGAGUAGCAUGCAGAAUGAUGACAUACUUUCACCCUUCACAUGGUUCAAGACUAUGUUUGAUGCUCCAGAAGGUAAUGGCCCUGUUGCCAUUGAUCUUGGGAGCAUGGGAAAGGGCCAGGCUUGGGUGAAUGGGCAUCUCAUUGGGCGCUAUUGGUCACUAGUUGCGCCAGAGUCUGGGUGUCCAGUCUCAUGCAACUACGCAGGAACAUACGGUGAUAGCAAGUGCCGAUCGAACUGUGGAAUUGCUACACAAAGCUGGUACCACAUACCACGCGAAUGGUUGCAAGAGUCAGGCAAUCUAUUGGUACUCUUCGAGGAAACAGGGGGAGACCCUUCUCAGAUAUCGCUGGAGGUUCACUACACCAAAACAGUCUGCUCAAAAAUAUCUGAGACUUACUAUCCUCCCCUUUCUGCCUGGUCACAUGCUGCCAACGGUCGUCCCUCAGUAAAUACGGUAGCACCGGAGCUUCGCUUGCAGUGCGAUGAGGGGCAUGUGAUCUCGAAGAUUACGUUUGCGAGUUAUGGGACCCCUACAGGAAGUUGCCAGAACUUCUCUGUAGGGAAUUGCCAUGCGUCGACUACACUAGACUUAGUGGCCGAGGCCUGCGAAGGCAAGAACAGAUGUGCGAUCAGUGUUACCAACGAUGUAUUUGGCGAUCCGUGCCGAAAAGUCGUCAGGGAUUUGGCAGUUGUGGCCGAGUGCUCCCCGCCCUCAGCUAACGAAGAACCUCGAGAUGAUAUGUGA